CGGAUGGAUCAUUGGAAAUAGCAAUGAAUCUAACUUCAAACGAUGAAUUACAACGUUGGGUCGAGUCAUUCUCCUGCUGUCCCGGUCUGACUGUGGACGAUUCAUGCUCCGGUUUGAUCGCACCUUCGGGGCCACAAACAAUUGACGUGAACAGCAUGCAUAGUCUGGACGGCAUCAUUUUCUCAUAUUCACCCCCCGGCUCGCUUCGUCUUUCUCCAUCCCCCGUUGUUAACCAGCGAUGUGAUCUAAUCAGUAAACUUUAGCC
Messenger RNA from Gongylonema pulchrum, 265 nucleotides. Lineage: Eukaryota; Metazoa; Nematoda; Chromadorea; Rhabditida; Gongylonematidae. The record is from the annotation of a GenBank genome assembly.